AUGUCUGACCCAUACGUUGAAAAGGCCACCAACGACAAGUUGACCCCCCAGCAGAAGAUUGAUGGCCUGAAGGAGAUUUUGGACAUCACCAAGACUGGUAUGCUCACUACUCGCGGCACCAAUGGUGAACUUCACUCGAGAGCCAUGGCGCCCGCCUCUUUGGAUGGCCUGCACUUUACUUUUAUCGUCAACAACCAGAGCCAUAAAACUGACGAAAUGGAGUCUGAUCCACAUGUCAAUGUCUCUUUCUUUGACCCCGGUUCGAACCACUGGGUGAGCGUUGCUGGAACGGCCAAAGUCCUUCAGGACAAGAAGCGUGCAAAAGAACUCUGGAACCCAUUCGUCUCAGCCUGGUUUGGGGACCUGGGCGAUGGCGUUCACAAGGGCGACUCAGAGGAUCCUAGAGUUAGUUUAAUUGAUAUUACUCCGACUGAGAUCCGAUACUGGUAUUCUACCCGUACCAAGGUUGGUGCUGCCGUUGAGGUGGCUACAAGCGCGAUCACUGGCAAAGUCGCAUCCCCCGGAGAACUUCGUACCAUAACUCCUCAGGAAACCAUAUUCGAACGCCCGGCAUCUGCAGAGAACGAAGGAUCGAGAAACCAAUGGGACGAUGACGAAGAUGAUUAUGAACUGAAUCCGCCGCUUCAAUUGCUAAACGAGACUCCUGCUCCGAAACGAGUUAUGCCGGAACCCGAGGACGAACCCGAAGAGCCUGAGGAAUACGGAGAGGAUGACGGAGAUAUGACCUUGUCGCAACUGGGAAGGUCAUCUAGACGCAAUGAAUCCGUUUUGGAUGAAGGGGAAAUGUCGAUUCGUACACCACAAAGGAACACGCGCAAUAUGCCCGAGUCGCCCCCGCCAUCUGUGUACUCUCGUUCGCGAACUGCCGCUGAGAGACGGGAGGAGCAACUUCACGCCGCUUUGUUUCAGCUUCGGAAGAUUAAUUCAGUACUUGGAGACUACGUCGGUGCUUUAGAAGCAGUAGAUGCAAAUACUGAGCGACUGGAACGACAAGUCGAGCGAACUAAUGCUAUAUUGGAUCGCUAUGUGAGGAUGCUCGAUCAGCAGGAGCAAACAAGCAAGCUUUAUUUGACGAAGAGUGGCGCGGAGGUGAAGCGGCCAAAUUGGAGCGUGAGCGGAAAGAAAGAGAAGAAAGAGAGAGACAGGAGCGUGAAGAAAGAGAACGAGAGGAGGCCGAGAGGGUCCUUGCUGAGCAAGAAGCUCGUGAACGAGCUGCUAAAUCAACCAGUACCGCGCGUGGACGAGGGAAUAGAGGCACUGUCACUCGUGGAACAGCUCGUGGACGAGGAGCAGCUGGGACAACUGCAGCUGGAAGAGGGACUUCUUCUACUUCUGGCACCUCGAGCAGGAUAG
Molecule: messenger RNA, 1374 nt
Organism: Rhizoctonia solani
Lineage: Eukaryota; Fungi; Basidiomycota; Agaricomycetes; Cantharellales; Ceratobasidiaceae
Product: pyridoxamine 5'-phosphate oxidase family protein
Exons: 10
Coding region: 1-1374 (457 amino acids)
Biological process (GO): mitotic cell cycle
Cellular component (GO): mitotic spindle; DASH complex
Source: RefSeq, a predicted model, not a curated record